AUGUUUUGCCGUCAGACCCUGCUCAUUGCGGCCAAUGGCCUGCUUGGCUUGGUCUUCACCAUCGAGUGGGAGUUCGUCCCCUAUGACUGGACGUCGUUUGCACGGCUUCAGCCGUACACGCUGGGCGGCGCCGGUACCUGUGGAGACCGUGGAGGACGUCGGCCUUCCCCAAGCCCGUUCAAAUUCACGAUGCACCCAUCCUUCAAGAUGGACCGAGACAUGGUCGUGGUCGGGGCCGGCGGCCACCUCCACGACGGAGCCGUGGGCCUGGAGAUCAUACAUAACAAACGGCCGCGGUGCCGAUUCGUGCCAAGAUAUGGCACCAGUCCCGGCUCGGUCGAUGCCCACGGGACGGCUCACCGGUCCGCCAUGCCUCAGUCUCUCGGGCCGAUCCUGGCAGCCAAGGGUAAUGACUGGACUGUUACGGCGCACUACAAUUUCAUCAAGCACGCUCCCAUGAUGACUGGUGAUAGUUACUCGACGGUCAUGGGCGUGGCGAUUAUGUAUGCUCUUGAUCUGCCGUCCACGGGUUCGCAGUGA
Truncatella angustata is the source of this 540-nucleotide messenger RNA. RefSeq lists its product as uncharacterized. NCBI's taxonomy places the organism in Eukaryota, Fungi, Ascomycota, Sordariomycetes, Amphisphaeriales, Sporocadaceae. Bases 1 to 540 code for a protein of 179 amino acids. The record is from RefSeq and is a predicted model, not a curated record. The transcript has 2 exons.